UCUGAAGUGUGCGAAUGUGUACGCGGAUGUCAGUACGGAGUUUUACGUUUUAAAAUGCACAGACUGCAAAAAGCUGCUGCGGAAAAACUCGAAAAGUUUAAUAAAUUAAGAGGCCAUGAAGUACGGACAGGAGAGUUUUGGGAUAUUGUUGUUGUCACAGCCAUUGAUGAAGACCAGAAACUGGCAUACGAACUGCAACUUUCCGAGAAACUCCGUAGAAGAGAACUUCCACUUGGUAUUCAUUAUCAUGUGUUUGCUGAUCCUCCCGGAUAUAAAAUAGGCAAUGGCGGUUCCACGCUAUAUGUCUUAGAAAACUUGGAAGAUAAGUAUGGGGAGAGUCUGAGUAAGUUUAAAAUAAUGAUUAUACAUGCAGGAGGAUUGAGUCAAAGACUUCCAAAUGCCAGUGCCUUAGGAAAAAUCUUUACUGCCUUGCCACUUGGUGACCCAGUAUACCAGAUGCUUGAACUUAAGUUGUCAAUGUACAUAGACUUCCCCAUUGACAUGAAACCUGGGGUUUUGGUGACUUGUGCCGAUGACAUUGAACUUUACAACAUCGCAAGCACAGAGAAGAUCGUUUUUGACAAGCCUGGCUUUACUGCCUUAGCUCACCCCUCCCCCCUCUCCAUCGGGACAACUCAUGGAGUGUUUGUACUGGAUCCCAGGGAAGAAUCUGGAACUUCCCAGAUGGAAUACAGGUCCUGUUACCGUUUUCUCCACAAACCAAGCAUUGAAAAAAUGUACGAAAAUGGUGCGGUGUGCAAGGGAACUGCUAUGAAUGUAACCAAUUCUGAUUUUGUUUACACUGACAGCACAUACUAUAUAGAUUAUGCAACAGUGCAAUGUCUGCUGCUUUUGCUCAAAGACAUCAGGCCUAUAAUUUGUGAGAUUGAUGCCUAUGGGGAUUUCCUGCAGGCGUUGGGCCCUGGAGCCACAAUAGCGUAUACCCAGAACUCUAGCAAUGUGACGACAGAAGAAAGCAGUCUUUUAAAAGUCAGGCAAAUUAUAUUUCAGUGGCUUCAAGGAAAGGCCCUUAAUGUUAUUGUUCUCAAUAACUCUAAAUUCUAUCACAUUGGCACUACUGGGGAAUACCUUUUCCACUUGACACAAGAUGAUAACUUUAGGUCUGAACUUAAUCUGGUUUCCAGUGCAUUCAGCACAUGCCCUAGUGUAGUGCCAGGCAGUUGCAUAAUUCACAGUGUCCUUCAUCCGAGCUGCAGUGUAGGUCCAGGGACAGUGAUUGAGUACUCCAGACUUGGCGCUAAUGUGACAAUAGGUGAGGGUGCAAUAAUCAGCGGGUGUGACGUCAGCAGUGAUCUUCAUGUACCUUCUGGUGUGUUCAUGCAUUCGCUGAGUGUGAAAGUACGUGGCACCACAAGCUAUGUGACAGUUGCAUUUGCAAUAGAGGACAAUAUGAAACAGUGUGUGACCUCAUUGACUGAAAUCGACAAACUGCAGCUUUUCGGAAAUAGUCUUGAAAAAUGCCUACAUCACUGGAGCUUAAGGGUUGAAGACCUUAAAUUUUCUGGUGACAUGGGCAAGUUUGGUUUGUGGAAUGCUAGCAUUUUUCCACAAUGCUCUGAUCUGAGGCGCUCAUUCACAUUGUCAUCACAGAUGAUCUGUUCUCUGUAUGGCAAGUCUACUUUUAGAUUUCCCAAAGAUAUAAGACUAUUAUCCAUACAGGAGGUCUUACAAUACAAGAAUUUGGAAGAAAUGUUGAAGUUCAGACAGCAUCUGUAUGAAGAGAUACAAGAAAAUAAGAAUGUUCACCUAAAUAUCUAGGGUCAAAAGGUCGGUGCGAGUUGAAUGCCUGCACAGUCAUGCACCACUUAACAAGGGGGAUAUAUUUGGAGAUAUGCGAUUCUGUCAUUGCACAAACAUCGUAGAGAGUACUUAUACAAACCUAUAUGGUAUAGCCUACUACAGACCUAGGCUACAGUAAUCUUUUUUUUUUUUGGUAAAAAGAGUACGGUAUACUAAAUUCAUAAAGCAAUAACAUAGUUGCUUUAUCAUUAUCAAGUAUUAUGUACUAUGCAUAAUUGUGUGUUCCAUACUUUUAUACGACUGGCACCACAGUAGAUUUGUUUACAGCAGCAUCACCACAAACCCGUGAGUGAUGCAUUGCACAAUGAUGUCACUACGUGAUUAGUGACCUAAACAUCUUUAUGCGACACAUGACUGUAAUUGAUUUAAUUUCAGAUCAGUUCUGUGUUUUAGAGAUUUUUGAGGUUGACUACCAUCAUCAAAUCUUUUUGUACAAGGAUUUGACCAAAUUAGUGUGUUGAUGGUAUGGGCUUCUCUGAAAUGAUAUCAAAAGUCAGAUAUAUCUGUAUAGAAUCCACUGAAAUUACCUGGCAACAGACACACUGAUUUCAAUACUUGAAAAGAGAUGUAGGUCUUUAGCAGCACCUCACACUGGAAUUGGGGUUCAGUUCUGCCGUGUGUGUGUGUGUGUGUGUGUGUCUGUGUUUCUCUCCCCUGGGUAUUCCAGUUCUCUUCCACAGCCCAAAGACAUGCAGUUAGGUUCAUUAAUAUUCCUGAAUUGCACAUAGAAUCUAAUUGUAUUAGGGUGGCAAAAAAAAUAUUUCGAUGACUGGUUAAUCAUGUGAUCAGAUGAUUAGUAGAUUAGUUGGGCCAAAGCACAAGGUUUAAAGAAAAGUGCAAAUGCUUUAUUAAAACAAAUAAUAAUAAUCAAACAAAAAUAUUGAGGUACAGACACUCUACUUAUGAAUGAGAUAUGUUCUGAAGGGCCGUUCGUAACUUGAAAUGUUAGUAAGUCG
Messenger RNA from Paramormyrops kingsleyae, 2777 nucleotides. It is a transcript of the gene fpgt, whose product is annotated as fucose-1-phosphate guanylyltransferase. Gene Ontology annotation, molecular function: transferase activity, transferring phosphorus-containing groups. NCBI's taxonomy places the organism in Eukaryota, Metazoa, Chordata, Actinopteri, Osteoglossiformes, Mormyridae. The record is from RefSeq and is a predicted model, not a curated record.